AUGAAUCUUACUUUAUUGUUUUGUUUUCAUUUUUGUAAUGGUGGUGGAAGAAGUGGAGCAUUCCUAUCAGUUGAUGCAAAUUUAGAAUUAUUAAAAAAAACAGGACAAUUAGAUCCAUUUAAGUAUGGUAAAAUUCUUGUAAAUGCUAGACAAAAUUUGAUAGAUUCUAUAAAACAAUAUGAAUUUAUUUAUGAUGUAUUGUAUGAAGCUGUUUUAUGUAAUUUACAACCUAUAAAAUUACAUGAAUUAAAAGAACGAAGUAAUUUAUAUAAAAACAAAAAUACAAGACAACAAAUGGAAACACAAGAUAGUCAUGAAAAUAAGUUACUUCAAAUGUUAACACCAACAUUAAGAAUUGGUGAUUGUGCUGGUGGACAUAGAUUAGAAAAUAGAGGAAAAAAUAGAGAUGUUAUGGUUGUUCCACCUGAUCAUGCAAGACCAUAUCUUCAGACACUUCAUGGUGAAAGUAAAGAUUAUACAUAUAUAAAUGCAGUUGAAGUUGAUGGUUAUACUAGAAAAUCUGAAUUUAUUGUUACACAAUGGCCAAAACAACAAACAAUUGAUAGUUUUUGGACAUUAGUUUUUGAUCAUAGUUGUCAUACUAUUGUAAAUCUUACAAAUCCUUCAAACCCAAAACAAUAUCCACCAUUUAUUCAUAAUAAAGGAAAACAAAAUUAUGGUCCUUUUGUUGUUGAAGUUAUUAAUUAUCAACAAUAUCCUGGAAUAACAUCACAUAUGGUGAAAAUAAUGAAAAGAGUAAGUGGCAUUCUUUUGUUAAAAAGUAAAAUAGUACCAUUUUUUUUUAAUUUAAAAUAUUAG
Strongyloides ratti is the source of this 819-nucleotide messenger RNA. Its product is annotated as Receptor-type tyrosine-protein phosphatase delta. The transcript is spliced from 2 exons. Lineage: Eukaryota; Metazoa; Nematoda; Chromadorea; Rhabditida; Strongyloididae. Gene Ontology annotation, molecular function: protein tyrosine phosphatase activity. The record is from RefSeq and is a predicted model, not a curated record. Bases 1 to 819 code for a protein of 272 amino acids. Gene Ontology annotation, biological process: protein dephosphorylation.